UAAAAUAAAUUCCUUUUCAUUAUUUUUAUAAUUGUAUAGUGGUAUGGUGUUCAAUGCUCCAGAGGUGAUGCCGACCAUCCAACAAGUGGAACAUACAUUUGGUGCUACUCAUCCUGGUGUUUUUGAUGCUGAAAAACAAACAUUUACAUUAAACUUUCGAGGAAUUUCAUUUUGUUUUAAUGUGGAUUCUAAAUUUCAGGCUGGUAGUGCUCAGUGUGGUCUUGGAUCUUUGCAAUUUGCUAGUGGAACAUCCCCGAAUGUCAGUCGUGUUAUUAUAUACUCUGGGAAUCCACUUCCUGGACAAGAUAUUUUAAAUAUUCCAUCACAUCCAUUAUCUUGCUACAAAGGGUUAACUUAUUUAGAACGAUUAGAAGUUCAAAGAGAUCUUAAAAAUACAAAAGGAUUUAUGAUACAAUUAUACUUGGAAGGCUCUGGUUCAAACCGUGGACGUAAAGUCACUUAUAAUCGUGAAAUUAAUUUUGGAAUGUCAUGUCAAGAUGUUACAUCUAUGUUAGGCACCCCUUCACAGGUUUUUUAUAAAUCUGAAGAUAAAAUGAAAAUACAUUCACCAAAUGUUCAUAGACACAUAUCUGUUCCCAGAAGAUCGGAUUAUUUUUUCAAUUAUUUCACCCUGGGUUUUGAUAUUCUUUUUGAUGCCAAAACACACAAGAUUAAAAAAUUUAUAGUGCAUACUAAUUUUCCUGGCCAUUAUAAUUUCAAUAUUUAUCAUAGAUGUGAAUUCUACAUUGUUUUAACUUCAGAAAAAUCAAAAUAUAAUCUGAUCAAUGAUUGUAAAAAAUAUGAUAAAAAACCAAAGCCAAUUACUGUGAAUACAUUUACCAAAUGGGACGAGAUAUCUGAAAGACUAAAACAUAGUGAAAGACCUGUUGUGUUAAAUCGUGGUUCAUCUGAAAACUCUACCAAUCCAUUUGGAUCAACAUUUUGCUACGGUUAUCAGGAYAUGGUAUUUGAAGUUAUGCAAAAUCAGCAUAUUGCUUCUAUAACAUUUUAUAAGAAUGACAUUGAAGAUGAUGUAUGACGAAAAUUAGUUGCCACGUCCUACCCAGUGGCUUUAAUGUGUUUUUAUAACCAAUCAGUCUUUUACCAUGAUUAACAGUA
This is a messenger RNA of Diuraphis noxia (Russian wheat aphid), 1119 nucleotides long. RefSeq names its product PHAF1 protein CG7083. The record is from RefSeq and is a predicted model, not a curated record. Gene Ontology annotation, biological process: Golgi to plasma membrane protein transport. NCBI's taxonomy places the organism in Eukaryota, Metazoa, Arthropoda, Insecta, Hemiptera, Aphididae. Gene Ontology annotation, cellular component: trans-Golgi network.